This is a messenger RNA of Scatophagus argus, 2183 nucleotides long. It is a transcript of the gene mettl16, whose product is annotated as methyltransferase 16, N6-methyladenosin. The record is from RefSeq and is a predicted model, not a curated record. NCBI's taxonomy places the organism in Eukaryota, Metazoa, Chordata, Actinopteri, Scatophagidae. The coding region runs from base 180 to 1904 and encodes 574 amino acids. Gene Ontology annotation, cellular component: nucleus. Gene Ontology annotation, biological process: rRNA base methylation. Gene Ontology annotation, molecular function: 23S rRNA (adenine(1618)-N(6))-methyltransferase activity. The transcript is spliced from 10 exons.
GGAGGUGACGUCGAGUGGAACCAGGAAGAGAGGUACAGAAAGUGAACAACGUUUGGACAACGUGAGUUGUUGUGGGAGCGUUUUCUACACAGUUUUUGAGUUCAGUAAAGUCACCGCCAGCUGAAAAAUAAUCACUGGCUUCAUCACAACAAGUGAAGCUGCAGUAAAGGGCUCUGGUCAUGGCUCUGAAUAAGUCCAUGCAUCCCCGGAACCGUUACAAAGACAAACCACCCGACUUCGGUUACCUGGCCUCCAAGUAUCCAGACUUCCAGCAGCAUGUGCACACCAGCCUGUCCGGAAGACCUGUGGUGAACUUCAAAGAGCCGGAGGCGGUGCGAGCGCUGACCUGCACCCUUCUGAAGGAGGACUUUGGUCUGACCAUCGAGAUCCCUCUGGAGCGCCUUAUACCCACUGUUCCCCUUCGCCUCAACUACAUCCAUUGGGUGGAGGACCUCAUCGACGGCCAGAGGCAGCCACGCAGGGGCAUCGACAUCGGCACGGGGGCGUCUUGUAUCUACCCCUUGCUGGGAGCCACAAUGAACGGCUGGUACUUUCUCGCCACAGAGGUGGAUGACAUCUGUUUUGACUACGCUACCAAAAACGUGGAGCAGAACAACCUGUCCGAGCUCAUUAGAGUUGUCAAAGUCCCACAGAAGACCUUACUGAUGGACGCCUUGAAGGAAGAGACAGAAAUGGUGUACGACUUCUGCAUGUGCAACCCUCCUUUUUUUGCCAACCAGCUAGAAGCAAAGGGGGUAAACUCCAGGAACUCACGGCGACCUCCUCCCAGUUCAGUGAACACAGGCGGGGUGACGGAGAUAAUGGCGGAGGGCGGGGAACUGGAGUUCGUCAAGAGGAUCAUUCACGACAGCCUGCAGCUCAAGAAACGCUUGCGGUGGUACAGCUGCAUGUUGGGGAAGAAAUGUAGCUUGGCGCCUUUGAAAGAGGAGCUGAGGAAGCAAGGGGUGCCUAAAGUGACGCACACAGAGUUCUGCCAGGGACGGACCAUGCGAUGGGCGUUGGCCUGGAGCUUCUAUGAUGACGUGAUUGUUCCAUCUCCUCCCAGUAAGAAGCGUAAACUGGAUAAGACGCGGAAGCCCCUGUCGUUCACACUACCAAACGCGGGACUGAAGGAGCUCCAGGCCAAGGCCUCGGCUUUAAGCGGCACUGCCCAGAGCCCUGUGGACAGCAUCUCUGCUCUGCUGGAGAAAACACUCACUGACUUGCGGGUGCUGCACAAACGUGUCCCAUGCAGAAAGGAGGAGCAGAGCUUCUUUCUAACAGCUGUGGAGAACACUUGGAUCCACGGACGUCAGAAGAGACGGGAAGGGGCGCGUCAGUUGCGAGAGCUUCCCAGAGCGCCUCACUGUGCUGGAACCAGCUCUCAGACCUGCGUGACCACAGCUGCUCCUUCCACAACCCCAGCACCUCAAAACCAGCCUGCCUCCACGCUGAACAGCAAGGCCCAGGAUGACGGUGCUCCAAACAAAACUACAUCUGUACAGGCGCCUGCUGAUCAGCAGCAGCCCGAAGAGCAGAUUGGCAAUGGCGCUCCCUCUUCAAACGAGACGAGUAAAGAUGGAGCACACAGCCAAACUGGUGAGGGAAAAGAGAUCUCAGGAAAUGUGUCGGGUGAAGAUGUGGAAUCCUGUAUGUCCACCGAAGCAGGGCAGGAAACAGGCCCGAAGGAAGCGCCUGCCACAGCAAGUGGCUUGCCCUCUAAGCGACCCCUGAACUCUGGUGCAGUCCAAAACUUCCUGUUUAAGUGUCUGCUGAAUGUGAUGCCUGAGGAGAGCGAUGCAGUGAUCGAGAUGCACUGGGUCGAGGGUCAGAAUAAAGAUCUGAUGAACCAGCUGUGCACUUAUCUGAAGAACACACUUUUAAAGUCUGUGGGAAAGUCGUAAAUACUCUGAACUAAACUAAGCUGGUCCUGUUGCUUUUUAAAACAGCGUAUGCAAAUGUGAGAUGACGGUGAGUGAAAUAGGAAGUAUUAUUUUUAGAAAUGAUUAUUGAAUGUUUCUUUUUGAACAGUUAACAGUUGAUUACUUUGUGCAUAACUGUAUACGGCUCAUUUGAUAACUUUGGAAAAUGUUAAAGGUUACCUUUUAAGGUAGAAAGUCUACUGUACAUUAUUUUGUGCUAAAGGUUAUCAAAACAAUUGCAAUAAAUGUACGUUCUUCUAA